AUGUCCACCAAUAAUAAUACUAAUAUAGAAUCAAGCAAUAGAAACGGUAGUGGUAAUGCAUCUAUUUCCGCUGCUGUCAAUGCCACUACUUCUGCCACUACAAGCAACAGUGAUCCAGCUAGCACUAAUUCAAUUACUACAAAUUUAAACACAAGCAAUGUUCCAAGUGUUGCCACAACAAAUGAUCUAGCUUCAAAUGUACUUAAACAACAGCCAUCACAACAGCCUUUCAGAUUGCCUUCAAUUUCUGAUUUGAAUGUAGAAUCAAAUGUUAUGGUUAAUCAACAUCAACAACUACAACACCCUUCUAUCUCUCCUUCGCAAAAUAUGACCUCUAUGAAUACUGGUAUAAUGAAUUCUAAUACCUCUGGUAUAUCAAGGCAUAAUAGUAAUCCAACGCCUAAGUCAAAUCCUUUAAAGGUUUCUAGUUUUGAUAAUCCUUUGCCUCCCUUAUCAAACAAAAGCAUCGGUAUUGUGAACUCAAAUUCGCCGACAAAUUCCCAUGCUACUAUAAAUACAAAUACUAAUAGUACUUCUAAUAUCAAUUCCAUGGUAAAUCCUAAUCCAACUAUACCUUCGGUUGCUGUGAAUUCUGCAUCACCAAUUGUUCAUUCUCAAUCACCAUUAUUAAACCAGCAACCUCAAGAACAGCAACAACAGCAGCAUUUACUUCAAAAUAUGCAACCUCACCAGCAGCAAAAGCAGAAACAACAAAGUCUUCAAAGCAACUCUAAUAAACUUGAUAUGUCUAACAAAGAAAACAAAAAUAUUAAACCAAAUAUGGGUAUGAUUCCUGUUUCCAAUCUUAAUCAAGAAACUGACGCCACCACUGCUACUACUACUGCUAAUACCAUGCCUAAUAACACACAAGACAGUCCAAAGGAAGAUAAUCAAUACAGACCUUUGAAUGUUAAGGAUGCCUUGUCGUAUUUAGAGCAAGUUAAAUUUCAAUUUAAUUCAAGACCAGAUGUUUAUAAUCAUUUCUUGGAUAUAAUGAAAGAUUUUAAAUCUCAAGCAAUUGAUACUCCAGGCGUAAUUGCAAGAGUCUCCUCAUUAUUUCAUGACUAUCCUUCUUUGAUUCAAGGGUUUAACACUUUUUUACCACAAGGUUAUAGAAUUGAAUGUUCUUCAAAUCCAAACUUGCCAAUUACAGUAAUAACGCCAAUGGGCACAACUACCGUUUCAGGAGUUUUAGAGACCUCUGUAACUGAAAAUCAAAACCAUCAACUUCAACACUCUUUACCCCAACCAAGUACUACUGCAUCGGCCAGCAACGUAGAUAGUAAAGUAAGUUCGAUAUCAGGAAUUAUGGGACCAUCAAAUAUUACAGAACAAUCUCAACAGCAGCAGCGACACCAUCCACAACAAUUGAUUAAUGUCAAUGACUCAGCUCCUAUUUCUGGCUCUAUAUCUAGCACAGUUCCAUCAAAUGUAGAACCCACUAAUAUGAAUGCUGCUGCAAAUGCAGCUAUAUCUGCUGCUUCUGCUUUACCAAACACGAAUACUCCAAAAAGCCAAACUACUCCGCCUAUUGCUACAGCUGGUACCGCCACUCAACAAUUUCCCAUGGUGUCUUCUGUUUCGCCACCGCUUCAAGAAUUACCUGAGCAAAGAAGAACUCAAGAUGUAGAAUUCAGUCAAGCUAUAAGUUACGUUAAUAAAAUUAAAAACAGAUUUGCAAACCAGCCUUAUAUUUAUAAACACUUUUUGGAAAUUCUACAAACUUACCAAAGAGAACAAAAGCCAAUUAAUGAAGUGUAUUCACAAGUAACUGUAUUAUUCCAAGAAGCACCAGAUUUAUUAGAAGAUUUUAAAAAAUUCUUGCCAGACUCUUCUGCAAAUAAUAAUGGUUCUAUUGUUACUAGUCAAGAAGAAAAUUUCAUGUAUGCAAAUGGAUUUAACCAACAACAACCACAUCUAACUCCGCAUUCUGAAAUUCAAGCACAAAAUUUACCUCCUCUUGGUAGUUUUUCAACUCAGCCUAAUGGCGUCUUCCCAAAGCAGGAAUCUCAACAAAUUGUACCUACUUCAAGAUUCGAUGCUAAUAAUGAUCAAUUAGCGCAACAACAGCACCGACAUCAACAGCAACAGCAGCAAAUUCCUCAGCAAAGUACUAUGUAUCAAAAUGUCCAUCCUGAAGUUGUCCCAGUAUCUGAUUUGAGGUCACAACCUGAAACAAUGCAUGCUCCAACUCAAGCACAACUGCACGCAGAGGCUCAGGCUCAGGCUCAGGCUCAGGCUCAGGCUCAGGUCCAGGCUCAAGCUCAGGCUCAAGCUCAAGCUCAAGCUCAAGCUCAAGCACAGGCUCAGGCUCAAGCACAAGCGCAGGCACAAGCACAAGCACAAGCACAAGCACAAGCACAAGCACAAGCUGAAGCGGAGUCUCAUCAACAGCAAAUGCAAAUGCAAAUGCAACUUCAAAUGCAAAAUAAUAUCGCGCCAGAUAUAAAUGAUCAUCAACAGCAAGUCAUGUAUGAAGAAAACGCAGUUAGGCCUGAAAUUGACCUAGACCCAAGUUUAGUACCUAUUGUUCCUGAACCAACUCAACCAAUUGAAGAUACAUUACCUUUAGUUGAAGAAACAAAUUUCUUCGAUAAGGUAAAGAAAUAUAUUGGUAAUAAAACUAUAUAUGCUGAAUUUUUGAAGGUCUUAAAUUUGUACUCGGUUGAUCUACUAGAGGUUGAUGAAUUAGUGGAGAAAAUAAAAUAUUAUCUUAACGAUAAUGAAGAAUUAUUCAGCUGGUUUAAGAAUUUUGUCGGAUAUGUUGAAAAGCCAAAACAUAUUGAAAAUAUUGUUCAUGAAAAACAUAAGUUGGAUUUAGAUUUAUGUGAAGCUUGUGGACCAAGUUAUAAAAAACUACCAAAGACAGAUACUCUAAUGCCUUGUUCCGGUAGAGAUGAAAUGUGUUGGGAAAUAUUGAAUGACGAAUGGGUAGGUCAUCCAGUUUGGGCAUCUGAAGAUUCUGGUUUUAUUGCUCAUAGAAAAAUCAAUACGAAGAAACCUUAUUUAAGAUUGAAGAAGAAAGUACAUGAGUAUGAUUUUUAUAUUGAAUCUAAUUUAAGAACUAUUCAAACUUUAGAAACUAUCGCUAGUAAAAUUGCAAAUAUGACUGAAAAUGAAAAGUGUAAUUUUAAAUUGCCUGAUGGAUUAGGUCACACUACUUCCACAAUUUAUAAAAAAGUCAUUAGAAAAGUAUAUGAUAAAGAAAGAGGUUUUGAAAUUAUAGAUGCUUUACAUGAAUAUCCUGCUAUUGCUGUUCCUGUAGUUUUAAAGAGAUUAAAGCAAAAAGAUGAAGAAUGGAGAAGAGCCCAACGUGAAUGGAAUAAAGUUUGGAGAGAGUUGGAACAAAAAGUAUUUUUUAAGUCAUUAGAUCAUUUAGGACUAACAUUUAAGCAAGCGGAUAAAAAAUUAUUAACUACAAAACAAUUAAUAUCGGAAAUUAGUAGCAUUAAGGUCGAUCAAACUCAUAAAAGAAUGCAUUGGCUAACUCCAAAGCCAAAAAGUCAAUUAGACUUCAAUUUGCCGGAUAAAGAUAUCAUAUUUGAUAUAUUGAGUUUUGUAGAAAUAUUUGUCGAGCAUACUUCUACUUAUUCAAAUCCUGAAAAGGAAAGACUGAUAGACUUUAUGAAAUAUUUUACUUCAUUAUUUUUCUCCAUUCCGUUAGAGGAAAUCAAGGAAGCUAUUUCAAAAAGAGAUAUAACUGAAAAAAAUGAUGAAAAACUAGAAGAUAAGCAAAAGAAUGGUGAAGAAAAUUCUAAAAAGAGAACUUCAAGGGAUAUUACUUUGUCAUUAGAAGAUAUUUUACAAAGAACUAAAUACCAGAGAUUAAAAUAUGGUGAUGAUUCUGAUGAAGUUGAUGGUCAUGGUAAUCGUCAUGAUGAUCAAAAACUCUUAGAAGAAGAAGAAUUAUUAAGACAAGAAGCCAAAAAGCCAUGGUUAUUAGGAACUUUGGUUGAAGAAGCUAACGCACAAGGUGAAAUUAUGCAUAGAAAUAUAUUUAAUAUGUUUUCAAAUACAAAUAUGUAUAUCUUUAUUCGUCAUUUAACUACCAUGUAUGAAAGACUUCAUGAAAUAAAACAAAUGAAUGAUAAAGUGUCUAGAGAAAUCAGUGGCAGAAAAAUAUCGAAGUUUGCAAAGGAUUUGAAUCUAAUAUCGACCCAAUUAACUGAGAUGGGUUUAGAUUUUUCAGAAGGUGAUGUAUAUCAGCAAUUAUUAGUUCUUUGUAAGAGACUAAUUUUAGGUGACUUAGAGCAUCAAUGGUUUGAAGAAAGUUUGAGACAAGCUUUUAACAAUAAAGCAUUUAAACUUUAUACCCUGGAUAAAGUAACACAGGCCCUUGUUAAGCACGCUCAUACCAUUAUUUCAGAUUUAAAGACAACAGAAAUAAUGGCAUUGUUUGAAAAAGAUCGAACAAAGAAUAGCACAAGUUCCAAAGACCAAAUUCUUUAUCGUCUUCAAACUCGUGCAAGGAUGACACAUAACGAAAAUAUGUUCCGUAUAGAAUAUAAUAACACUACGAAACAUAUUUGCAUUCAAUACAUUGCAUUAGAUGAUUUAACCGUUAAGGAUGCUAAAACUUUAGAAGAAAAAUGGAAAUACUAUAUAACUUCAUAUGCAUUAUCGCAUCCUACUGAAGGUAUCUUUCAAGAAAAUAUUCAAAUUCCUUUCUUGGAGCGUAUUAUUGAAGAAGAACAAUUAUAUGAAGAUGAAGAAACAGAUGACCAAAAGCAAACGAAGUCCUUAAUGAAGUAUUCACCAGAAGGUAUUUCUGGAUCCACACUAAAAAUUAAAAUCGAUCCUCAGAACUAUUGUUUAAAUAUUGAAGAGGGUUCUUUUGAUAUAUUUUCACGUAAAUCUCUGAAUCAAUUCCCUGUUAAAUUAACACAAGAUAGUAAAUAUGGCACCAUGCCUAAAUUAAAAAAUACGGUUGAAAAGUUCUUGAAUAGCAAGAUGGGUUGGAAAAGGGCAAUAUCUAAAGAUCAAAUGGAAUCUAUUGAAUCCAAAUGGGAUCAUUUGAGUAAUAAUGGUAAUCUAGAAGGCUAUCAAGAAAAGUCUAUCUUGAAGGAUGUAAACGGAACUGAUAUAUCCAAAAUUAGCCCCAUGAAAACAUUUACUGUCACUGAAUCAGCAAAUGGGGUGCCUAAUGAUAAGGCAGAUGGUGAGGAGCGUGGAAAUGAUACUACUGCUGAGGAAGUAGGGAAUGAGUCUACAGUAUGUUAA
Molecule: messenger RNA, 5220 nt
Organism: Henningerozyma blattae CBS 6284
Lineage: Eukaryota; Fungi; Ascomycota; Saccharomycetes; Saccharomycetales; Saccharomycetaceae
Gene: SIN3
Product: transcriptional regulator SIN3
Exons: 1
Coding region: 1-5220 (1739 amino acids)
Biological process (GO): negative regulation of transcription by RNA polymerase II
Cellular component (GO): Sin3-type complex; chromatin
Molecular function (GO): transcription corepressor activity
Source: RefSeq, a predicted model, not a curated record